This is a messenger RNA of Ectocarpus siliculosus, 642 nucleotides long. The record is from the annotation of a GenBank genome assembly. Lineage: Eukaryota; Phaeophyceae; Ectocarpales; Ectocarpaceae.
AUGUACUUCCAGCUUUCACCGGGUAACGCGGUGGGCACGCUGGGCUACCGCUGGGACCAAGGCUACCCCGUGGCCCGCCUCGUCCGGAUCUCCCUGCCACUUGCCGCCUGCGGUGCCGUCGCCCUGGUGGUGGAUGACACUGGGGAGAAGGUGGAAGCAGGAGCGGAAACUGCAAAAAGAGAACAGAAGCUCCCAGGCCUAAUGGUUUCAUCAGACAUUCCGGGUGCCUUCAAGGCGGCCGUGCUCAAGUCCAGGCUAGGCGUUCUGCCGGACGACCCGCUGCUACCUGCGUUGGGACAACGACAACCCCCGGCGGUUCUCGUUUGCCGGGAGAGCGUCGGCGAGUGGGAGGUGGCCGUGCCACACAAUCUCCUGGGGGUUAUGGCGCGCGGCAACGCCUGGGAGGAGCGGCGUGUGGCUGAGUUCAGGCCUCGCGCCGGGAUCACCGCCGAGGCGCGGUUGUGUGGGGCGGAGUGCGCGGGAGCGGAGGAAGGGGCCGGCUCGUGGCGCAGGUGGCGCGACGGCGACGAGGUUGUGUCGUUGGGAAUUGCAGUCGAGGCAGAGGGCGCGUCAAUCCGGUGGCUAAGUGAGGCCAUCGCGUCGCCCGUGGCCGAGAACGUUGCGCGAACAGACCCCGUUUAG